GAAGGAUAAUACUCUUAUAAUGUUACAAAAGCAUCCUGUACAUACUAAUUUAUAUAAUUCUGGUAUUAACCAGUGGAGAAAUUUAGUUAAAAAAUAGCGCGUUAAAUGCUUCUCUGACUUAUCGGAGGGUAUUCAUCAAUGUGACGUAGUAUAGCAAGAAAAUGGCCAGCGAUCAUUCCGGAAUGUAUGCAAACCAGUCAAAAAAGCCAUGGAAACAAGCGGGUAUGUUUCCAUGCAGUGCACGUCAUUUUGACCACGGGAAGAACGGGCACGAUAUUAUUACUCAAGACAUCUGGAUUUAUGCGGUCAAAGCCGUCUGUUUCACUACUGUCAUCGCUGUGCUAAGUGUGCUCCGCUUCGGGGUUGUGUUGUUCUCGCUAAACAUUGUGCGCAGCAAGGCCAACCUUAAAUUCUACAUGCUCGAGGAAGUCGCCUUAACGCUUUUUGGCAUCAUUCCGUACUUCGCUAUUAGCAUACAGCCUAUCCUGAACGCAAUUAUCGCCACAAGAAUUCUGCUACACAUCAGGAAUUUCCGUCAGACAGUUCUGGGACCCACUAACCUGUGCGCCUUCACCGCAGAUUUGGAACACCGCAGCGCAUUCGUGUGGGCAACUGCUAAAAUCCAUAUGGCAGUGUCAGUUCUUGUGGCUACCAUUGCCAUAUCCUUGAGUAUUUGCUAUUGUACAUUGGACACUUUCCAUUACAUGUUCGUGUUGGAAACCCAGAGCAAGAUUCUGGUGCCGUUUGUACUGAUGGAAGCGGUCAAUUCUGCUACCGGAUAUCUGUGUGUUAUGAAUGGACGGCGUCAACACGCCCUUGUUCUGAAAGUAUGGUACCGGGGAGCGGUUAAACCGGCUGAACCAUUUGUGUUUCCAUCGUCGGACACCAUCAUAAAGUUGAUGUGGCCAGCUAAUCCUGCCGUACACAAUCGUGACCAAGGACAUUCGUGAACAGUGAAAGCAUUGCGCUAAACGUUGCAGUUACUUUUUACUUUAUGCUCACUACUCACAAGAAAUUAUGUCUACUGUAUCUCACAGCUGGUUCAUUCCGGCGAUAAUGGGCCCUUAUCUGAUACCUGAUCCAGGAUUAUCACUCAGGCAGUAAAGUCCAUCACUUCGGACAUCCAAUUCGUCACUGCAGCAGUAAUGUCACCACUUUGGCAAAUUUGCUGAAGUUUCUGCAUUUGAUUACGUCUUGGAAACGCUGGUGGCGGUUACUGAAAGAUGCUAGAUUGACCUGAAAUCAGCUUUUCCGUUUAGAUUCGUCAUGUCUAUGAGUAGGGUCAAGGGGCUGCCUUUCGGAUGUGGAGCACGUCAAAAACGCCUAGGGAAAACUUUUGACGGAGGUGACAUUUUUGCCUGUCACAUUUUUACCAUUCAACUACGGUACUACAUUGCCUAAUGUUUACCCAUAAGCACUUCGUUGUUCCAUAUCAAUUUCAAUAACCUACUGUACUAUUUUUAAUUCGUAUAUUCCCAUGGUAAAAAUGUGCUGCUGUUCAGGAGACUGAAAGUUAGUUUUUCUUGAGUUCGUGAGUCCCGAUAAUGUACGA
Paramacrobiotus metropolitanus is the source of this 1552-nucleotide messenger RNA. RefSeq lists its product as uncharacterized. Lineage: Eukaryota; Metazoa; Tardigrada; Eutardigrada; Parachela; Macrobiotidae. The record is from RefSeq and is a predicted model, not a curated record. The transcript is spliced from 2 exons. The coding region runs from base 162 to 950 and encodes 262 amino acids.